Molecule: messenger RNA, 1628 nt
Organism: Setaria italica (foxtail millet)
Lineage: Eukaryota; Viridiplantae; Streptophyta; Magnoliopsida; Poales; Poaceae
Product: DIBOA-glucoside dioxygenase BX6
Exons: 1
Coding region: 250-1407 (385 amino acids)
Source: RefSeq, a predicted model, not a curated record
AUGGGGAAUCUUCUUUUUGUAUAGUGUCAAAGUUGGGAGUUUGGAGGGAGGUAAAAAGGGCAUUGGCAUGUUUGUCUCGGUUCAUCCGAUUACUGUUGAUGAUUCUUCUUGCCUGCGUAUGUGCUGACGACCUGAAGCACCCAAGACUCAACCGCCCACCGCGACCGUCCCCGCCACCGCCAGGAUUGAUAAUCUUGAUCCAUCCAUUUCAGAGCUCGCCUCGCCACUGCACCGGGCCAGCCGGCAGCCAUGUCCACGGCGGAGGAAGCCGCCGGUGCCUUCGACCGACUGAGCGAGCUCAAGGCGUUCGACGACACCAAGGCCGGCGUCAAGGGCCUCGUCGACGCCGGCAUCACCGCCGUCCCCGCCAUCUUCCGCCACCACCACCAGGGCCCCCUCGUAUCCUCUGUCAGCAGCAGCGGCAGCGGCGGCGGCGGCGCCAUCAGCAUCCCGGUCAUCGACCUCUCGGCGUCUUCGUCAUCGGACGCCCGCGCCCGCGCGGAGGUGGUGGCCCAGGUUAAGGCCGCGGCGGAGACGGCCGGGCUCUUCCACCUUGUCAACCACGGCGUCCCCGGCGAGCUCUUGUCUGAUAUGCUCGCCUCCGUGCGGCGGUUCCACGAGGCGCCACCGGAGGCGAAACGGCCGUACUACACCCGCGACCCCGGGCGCCGCCUCCGCUUCAACUCCAACUUCGACCUCUUCAGCUCGCCGGCGGCCAACUGGCGCGACACCCUCUUCUGCGCCGCGGCGCCGGAUCCCCCACCCCCGGAGGAGCUCCCGCCCGCCGUCCGCCACGUGAUGCCCGAGUACGCCGCCGCCGCGCGCGGGGUGGCGGCGCGGGUGUUGGCGCUCCUGUCGGAGGCGCUGGGGCUCGCCGCCGGCCGCCUCGCCGGGAUGGGGUGCGCGGAGGGGCUCAGCCUGGUGUGCAACUACUACCCGCCGUGCCCGGAGCCGGAGCUCACCCUGGGGUGCGGCGCGCACUCGGACCCCAGCUUCCUCACCGUGCUGCUGCGGGACGCGCACGAUGAGGGGGGCCUGCAGGCGCGCCUCGGCUGCGGCGGCGGAAGGUGGGUGGACGUGCCCCCCGUCGCCCCCUGCGCCCUCCUGGUGAUCGUCGGUGACCUCCUCCAGCUCGUCAGCAACGGGCGGUUCAGGAGCGCGGAGCACCGGGUGGUGGCCAGACGGAGCACGGACAAGGCGAGGGUGUCGGUGGCAUGCUUCUUCAACGCCGACGUCGCCAGGUCCACGAGGCUCUACGGGCCCAUCGCCGAGCUCACGUCAGGCGGAAACGGCGACGACGGCGACGGCGCGCUGUACAGGAGCGUGACGGUGCCGGAGUUCCUGGCGCACUACGACAAGAAAGGCCUCGACGGCCGCCCGGCGCUCGACCACUUCCGGCUGCGAUAGUGCAGCACGGCUACUAAUGGUCCACCACUCCACCGUGUGCAGAAGCUUCAAGAGGCUUCAAUGGUUGAAGCUUAAUUUGACUCUUUUUCGCAUGCACCGUAGAUAUAUGUCUUUAUAUCUUCAUAGUUUCCGCAAAAAGUCGUACCGAUUGACUGAGAUAAAUCACUGUCAAUCAAAAUAUUAUAUAUCGAUUGAAAGAGAAAAGACAUCGGCUUUUUUAA